UCUAUGGAGGCGCGGCCGUCUGGGCCUCACCCACAUGUCUACUUUCGACCAAUAGUAAUGCAGAGUUUCUCCUCCCCUCCCGCGGAGGGCGCAUCCACCUGACGGCCCGGGUACGCGCACCCCCUCCUCCUCCUUGGACUUGGCGCGUUUUUUUUUCUUCCUCCCUCACCCCUCGUGCACGCGCACUGUGGUGCUCCGAAUCUCGCGAGAAAUCCAGCGGUUUCACUAUCGUGUUUACACUAAUUAAACCCAUUACCCCCCGAUAAUCCGAACCGAGCCGAUCCGGAUUAAGUCGGGCGGGUGGUUCCGGAGCGGAUCCGAUCCCUUUUGCAAGAAAAUUUACUUCACGUUUUACCUCAUCAACCCUCACCCCCCCCCCUCCAUCAGUCGCCCCCCCCCCCCCCUAUUUGACGUAAAAUACUAAAUAUUUUUUCGGUAUUUUGGUGACGUAAAAAUAUCGUCUUUUUCCAGGUGGGGAGGGGGGGAGACAAAAAUUCCUUUCCCUGGGGUGGGGGGGUCGUUCGGAGUUUUCCUCCCCCGCCCCCCAUGACGGACUCCCCGUGCUGGUGAGGUGCGGCGCCGGCUUCCGCGCCUAGGAAAGCCCGGGGAUUUGCGGCCUAGUGACUGGAGCCUGGAGAAAACAGGACGGCGAGGAGGAGGAGGGUGAAGCCGAGAGCGAGGUCCCCAUCCCCCCCGAGGGGGCUCCGAGCUGGGAGACACCCCGAGGUCCGGGGGCAGACACACCGAGGGCUGCAGAGGAAAUGAUGGAAGAAUUGCAUAGCCUGGACCCUCGGCGCCAGGAAUUAUUGGAAGCAAGAUUUACCGGAGCUGGGGUUGCAAAGGGACAGUUGAAUAGCGAGUCUUCUAACCAAAGUCUUUGUAGCCUGGGUUCUCUGAGCGACAAAGAACUUGAGCAGACUCCAGAGAAAAAACAGAAUGACCAGAGGAACCGCAAGAGAAAAGCAGAACCGUAUGAAACAAGUCAAGGGAAGAACACUCCUAGAGGACAUAAAAUUAGUGAUUAUUUUGAGUUUGCUGGGGGAAGUGGCCCGGGGACAAGUCCAGGCAGAAGCGUUCCACCGGUUGCCAGAUCCUCACCGCAACAUUCCUUAUCAAAUCCAUUACCCUUACCGAGUCAAAGUAGCCCUCCUUCUGCCACACCAGUGAAUCUAGAGCAUUCCUGUAUCCCUAUCAAACUGAUUUCCGUCCAGCACAGGCUAACGCAGUCUGACCUCACAAUGGAUAAAAUAUCCGCUCUUGAAAACAGCAAAAACUCCGACCUAGAAAAAAAGGAAGGGAGAAUAGAUGACUUAUUAAGGGUAAAUUGUGACCUCCGACGGCAAAUGGAUGAGCAAAAGAAAAUGCUGGAAAAGUACAAAGAACGGUUAAACCGAUGUGUUACAAUGAGUAAAAAACUACUUAUAGAGAAGUCAAAACAAGAGAAGAUGGCAUGUCGAGACAAAAGUAUGCAGGAUCGACUCCGCUUGGGCCACUUCACUACUGUCCGCCAUGGAGCCUCCUUCACUGAGCAAUGGACCGAUGGUUAUGCCUUUCAGAACCUCAUCAAGCAGCAGGAACGAAUAAACUCUCAAAGGGAAGAAAUUGAGAGACAAAGAAAAUUGUUGGCUAAGCGGAAGCCUCCUGCUAUGGGGCAGACUCCCCCAGCUAAUAAUGAGCAGAAGCAACGUAAAAACAAGACCAAUGGGGCAGAAAAUGAAACGUUAACUUUAGCAGAGUAUCAUGAACAGGAGGAAAUAUUCAAACUCCGACUAGGUCACCUUAAAAAAGAAGAAGCUGAAAUACAAGCAGAGCUAGAACGUCUUGAAAGAGUAAGGAAUUUGCACAUUAGGGAGUUGAAACGAAUACAUAAUGAAGAUAAUUCACAAUUUAAAGACCAUCCAACGCUAAAUGACCGAUAUCUAUUGCUUCACCUGCUAGGUAGAGGAGGUUUUAGUGAAGUGUAUAAGGCAUUUGACCUAACAGAGCAAAGAUACGUAGCUGUGAAAAUCCACCAGUUGAAUAAGAACUGGAGGGAUGAAAAGAAAGAGAAUUACCACAAACAUGCCUGCAGGGAAUAUCGCAUUCACAAGGAGCUGGAUCAUCCCAGAAUAGUCAAAUUAUAUGACUAUUUCUCUCUUGACACAGACUCGUUCUGCACAGUGUUAGAGUACUGCGAGGGUAACGACCUUGACUUCUACUUGAAGCAACACAAGCUUAUGUCAGAAAAGGAGGCUCGUUCCAUCAUAAUGCAGAUUGUAAAUGCCCUCAAGUACUUGAAUGAGAUAAAACCACCAAUCAUUCACUAUGACCUGAAGCCAGGUAACAUUCUUUUGGUUAAUGGUACCGCCUGCGGAGAGAUAAAAAUCACAGAUUUUGGACUCUCUAAAAUAAUGGAUGAUGAUAGCUAUAACUCUGUAGAUGGCAUGGAGCUCACAUCCCAAGGAGCUGGUACAUACUGGUAUCUUCCUCCAGAGUGCUUUGUGGUUGGAAAAGAACCCCCCAAAAUCUCUAACAAAGUGGAUGUGUGGUCUGUAGGUGUAAUAUUCUACCAGUGUCUGUAUGGGCGAAAGCCAUUUGGUCACAACCAGUCUCAGCAAGACAUAUUACAAGAGAACACCAUCCUGAAAGCCACAGAGGUGCAAUUUCCUCCAAAACCAGUUGUCACCCCAGAAGCCAAGGCUUUUAUCCGUCGUUGCCUUGCCUAUAGGAAGGAAGAUCGAAUAGAUGUCCACCAGCUGGCAUCUGACCCCUAUCUACUGCCACACAUCCGUAAGUCAGUCUCCACCAGUAGCCCAGCCACUGCUGCAAUAGCUUCAACAUCUGGUUCUUCAAACAACAGCUUGUCAAACUGAGACUGCAAGACUGGAACACGAGACGUUGCACCUUGCCCUAUUACAGUGGCAAAGCUGGCAGAGCAGUUAGUUAUUUGGCUACUCUGGAAUACUUCUCUUCCUUUAGAUGGAGAGUAGUGAGUUCUCCAUGGAACUUUUUAUUUUCCAGCUUAGUAGAGCCACAAAUCUCUGAAUCUGAUGCAUUCUUGGUAAGAAUUGACACUCGUGCUGGGAGAGAGCCUGAAUCCUUUUGGCAAGGACCUCUUACAAAUAACAAGGCUGUAGACAUGGACAUAAACCCUUUCCCACCCCACUCCAUGGACUUCUGGACCCUUUAUACAGCCGAAAACCGUUGCAUACACGGAAUUGACUUUUUACUGAUUACGUUUUCAGAAGCGGGAACUUAGUAGACUGUACUUGCCCUUUGUUGAUAUUUAAACCUGUUUUGUUUUCCCUUUCAUCCAUUUUAUUAAACACGUAAGAAAAAUAGCCAGAAA
Molecule: messenger RNA, 3328 nt
Organism: Hyla sarda
Lineage: Eukaryota; Metazoa; Chordata; Amphibia; Anura; Hylidae
Gene: TLK2
Product: tousled like kinase 2
Exons: 21
Coding region: 762-2852 (696 amino acids)
Biological process (GO): peptidyl-serine phosphorylation; intracellular signal transduction; chromosome segregation
Cellular component (GO): nucleus
Molecular function (GO): protein serine/threonine kinase activity; ATP binding
Source: RefSeq, a predicted model, not a curated record